This is a messenger RNA of Meira miltonrushii, 1251 nucleotides long. Its product is annotated as ribosomal protein S5 domain 2-like protein. Gene Ontology annotation, cellular component: ribosome; mitochondrial small ribosomal subunit. Gene Ontology annotation, molecular function: RNA binding; structural constituent of ribosome. The transcript is spliced from 3 exons. The record is from RefSeq and is a predicted model, not a curated record. Lineage: Eukaryota; Fungi; Basidiomycota; Exobasidiomycetes; Exobasidiales; Brachybasidiaceae. The coding region runs from base 1 to 1131 and encodes 376 amino acids. Gene Ontology annotation, biological process: translation.
AUGCCGCUUAAUGCCAAGACGGUUGUUGUUGUUGUUGUGGUACAGGCGUAUCUCCCCAUCCUUUAUUUAAUUGAUCUUCCAGAUUUCGAUUUGAUACAGACUAGAUCUGCAACCACAUCUUCAUCUUUAGCACCAAGAUUCGUGCCUGGAUCAAGACCGGUUGCACUUCCAACACGAAUGAAACCAGCAUCACCAUCAUUUUAUACUGCCAAACCAACGCUUAUAGAUUCGAUGAUCUUAUUGGAAGAUCUAACUCGAAGGACAAAACGUGUAUUGGAACAAAAUGCAGUUCCGAUUAACCUACAGGCAACAGCACAAGGUGUAAAUGCUGCUCGUCGUUCGUUAGCAUGGCCAAAGAUUGAAGAAUUAAGUGAAAAGCUUUCGAUUCCAUUUAAAUCCGGUCAAUAUCGUCAUAUAAUCGCAAGACUUUCUGCUUUAGCACGUUAUAGAUAUUUUGUGCAAGAAUAUUUGGCGAACGGAAGAUGUGGUGAACAACACAAAGUACUGGCACAAGAAGUUGAAAAUACACUACAGAACUUCAAUCGAAUGCAAGGAAAUACCGGUAACCUCAACCAAUUACCACAUCAUGCAAGCUUUUUGUCAUCAAGUUCAGGUGUAGAUGAUUUGGGAAGAGCAUAUGCUCGUGGAAGAAGAAAAGAAAGUGCAGCAAGAGUUUGGAUCGUGCCUAGUCAAAGUGCAGGUGAUGAAAGUGAAGCUUCGGUCGGAUCGACGAUGUCUACGUCUGUUUUGAUUAAUGCACAGCCAAUUUCGGAGUAUUUCACUCGAGCAUCUGAUCGGGAAGCAAUCCUAUUUCCACUUCGAUUGUUAGGAAUGGCAGGUGCAUUUAACGUUUUUGCACUCGUUCGAGGUGGUGGUACGACUGGACAAACGGGAGCAGUUGCACAUGGAUUAGCAAGAAGUUUAGUUUCAUUCUUUGAUGAAAAAGCCAGAAAGGUAGAAGACAAAGAUGGUAUAAGCAGUCCAACAGCUCAACCAUUAAGAGAACAAGCUUCGAAUUUCCGUGCACUUCUUUCACGAACAGGGGUUUUGCAUCGUGAUUCCCGUAUGGUAGAACGUAAGAAGACCGGUAAAGCCAAAUCACGCAAAGCAUACACUUGGGUCAAGAGAUGAGUGUGGAUGUUUGGUUGGAUCUUUGUACUUCCUUUUAACUUUCAGUCCAAUGUAUGUUUCAAUGUAUGCUUUUAUAUACUAUAUCAGUCCGAUACAAAUACAGCGAUUAGUAGAGAGAAG